AGAUGAUAAUUACACGAGAAGAUCUUCGCCCGAAUGAUCCCAACUGUAACUUACAGUCCUGAUUUGAGAACACAGACAAUCCCACCCCCGCUUUGUGAAUGGGCAUAUCAUCAUCUGUUUGACUACUCCACCUCUCUCUGCCCCCUUUCCUCUCUCUCUCUCUCCAUUAUACUAUAUAUCCCCACACAUACGACCGACUGAAAUUUAACCAAAACCAUCUGGGAACCCAAGCCAUGGCCGUCGAGCUAAUGACUAAUAGCUACAGAGACGGCAGCUUCGGGGCCAACACGGAAGAGAUUGCGGCCAAGGAGGCCGCCGUCGCCGGCUUCCAAAGCGUCGAGAAACUCAUACGAAUCCUCUCCCACCAAACCAACAACCACCACCAGCAGAAAACCGCAACAGAUCCCGACAUCGAUUACAGGGCCGUCGCCGACGUCGCCGUCAACAAGUUUAAGAAAUUCAUCUCCCUCCUCGACCGGUCGCGGACCGGCCACGCCCGGUUCCGACGCGGCCCCAUGACUGUGACUCCGCAGAAAGCCGUCGAAUUAGACAAAGCCGUUCGACCGGCGGAGGAUAAACCGGUUCCUAGGGUUUACUGUCCGGUUCCAGUUCAGCGCUUGCCACCGCUUCCUCAGAACAUCCAUACUUAUAAGAACGGGUCUGUUGUUGAGAGGAAGGAGUCAACGGGGACGACGACUAUCAAUUUCGCGGCGGCGACACCGGCGAUGUCGUCGGCGAAUUCGUUCAAGUCGUCGCUGACGGGGGACACGGACAGCUUCCAGCCGUCGAUGUCGUCGGCGUUCCAGCUGACGAAUAUGUCGGGGGUGUCGUCGGCGGGGAGGCCGCCGCUGUCGUCGUCGUUGAAGAGGAAGUGCAGCUCGGUGGACGAUUUGGCGAACAAGUGCGGUGGGUCCUCUGGACGAUGCCAUUGCUCUAAGAAAAGGAAAUCGAGGCUGAAGAGGGUAGUUAGAGUCCCGGCGGUAAGCAUGAAGAUGGCCGACAUACCACCGGACGAUUACACCUGGAGAAAAUACGGUCAGAAGCCAAUCAAAGGCUCUCCACAUCCAAGGGGCUACUACAAGUGCAGCAGCGUGAGGGGUUGCCCGGCGCGCAAGCACGUGGAGAGGGCGCUGGACGAUCCGGCGAUGCUGAUCGUCACCUACGAGGGAGAUCACAACCACACCCUGUCCGUCACGCAGGCGACCGCGGCCCUCGUCCUCGAAUCAUCUUAACCGUGUGUUUUCCCACCUUCAUCGCGAUCAUCAAAUCAUCCGACGGUUGGAAAUCGAGAUCGGAAAAAGCUGAAAAGAAACAGCCGUAUGCGAUAGGAAAAGGAAAAGGGAAGGAGAAUAUGGACGGUCUAGUGGUCAACGCUGCGGCUUGGGCUCUGUCUCCCAGGAAAUUAUUGGGUGGUGCGUCAGCUGGCCUCGAACAAUCACCGAGAGUGGGGUCCAUUUGUUUCUCUCUUUCUUUCUUUCUUUUUUUGCUUUCUCUCUCCUCACUCUCUCUCUCUCUCUCUCUCUCUCUCUUACCCGCUGAAAAACUUUUGUUUAUUCGGUUUAUAUAUAUAAAAAAAGAAUUUGUUUUUGGUUGA
Rhododendron vialii is the source of this 1594-nucleotide messenger RNA. Its product is annotated as probable WRKY transcription factor 7. The record is from RefSeq and is a predicted model, not a curated record. The transcript is spliced from 3 exons. Gene Ontology annotation, biological process: regulation of DNA-templated transcription. The coding region runs from base 234 to 1232 and encodes 332 amino acids. Lineage: Eukaryota; Viridiplantae; Streptophyta; Magnoliopsida; Ericales; Ericaceae. Gene Ontology annotation, molecular function: DNA-binding transcription factor activity; sequence-specific DNA binding.